AUGCAUGAUUUCCCCUGCCUGGUGUCUGGCGCCGUGCCCGGCUGUGCUACCUACGAGUGUGUCCUCACCACACUCGGAAUUCUAGCCCUCGGGGGAGCAACCAGCGCCUGCGGCUCUUUGCCUCCUCUGGCAGAUGGCCCUGAUCCGAGUGCAUGCAUGCAGAGGCAUCUCGUCAGUUUCCUUGACUCGGGGCUGACAUUCUCGCCAGUGACGCCGAACUUCUCGGGGGGACUCGACCCUCCUGACUGCGAGGCUGUUACAGGAAGUGAGCAACGCCAGCUGCUCUGCUCACCAGAAGAGCUGAGACGCUGUGUGGCUUCUACACGUUCAAGGCAAACACUUGGAGAGACUCAGCAGGAUAUCCGUCCCGUGUUGGCCCGUGACCACUGGAGCCAGCGCCUCUCUUUGACGGAAGCACAGAGCGGCAGCCGGGAUUGCUUACCACCUGCAGCGUCUUUUCGGAGGAGGCGGCUGGCACGGAGGCCGGGCUACAUGAGAAGCGCUGCUGGGCCCCGGAUCGGGUUCCUCUACCCCGCAGUGGCCACUCCGUUACGGGCUCAGGGAGGGAGGUGCUGUGAGGAGUCCUUCCAGUCUGAGUCCAGAGCUGGACGGUGCGGCCUUGAACUUGGAGGCCAGUGCCGAGGCCCCUCAGUUGGGAGCCCUGCAGCCUCGGCUCUGACCGCAGUGGGCCACCCAGGCCUGGCUCUGACUCCUGUGAGAGGACCCUCAGGGCUCUUCGGGAUUCAGCUCAGAGCUGACACCAAACUACCUGCCAGGCUGGCCAGGUCGUGUGGCCCUGGGGAUACUGGGUGGCAGGGGCCACUCCCAUCCAUGGACAGCUCUGAGGCCCCAGGCCCUGGCGGGGAUGUUGCUGGCGGGGAAAGAGCAAAGAGCACCUGGACAAAAGGCUGUCUGUCCCCAGAGGAGGUGCAUGGCAGCGGGUGCAGCCUCGCAUGUGGCCCCAAGGUCCUGUCAGCCCCUGCCGGCUCUCAGGAUGCCUUCACCUCCAGCUUCAGCUUCAUACGCCUUUCGCUCGCCUCUGCUGGGGAACGUGGGGAAGCAGAAGGCUGCCCGCCUCCCAGAGAGGCCGAGGCCCCUUGUCAGAGCCCCACAGAGACGGAAGCCAAGGAUGCCAGCUUGGACAGGGCCCCCACACACCCUCGGCUUCACUCUCCCCACUUCGAUGUCAAGGCCGCCCAGAGCCUGGUCGACUCUGCCCCAAUGGCAGCGGGCAGCCCCGGACUGGAGCGUGAGCUGUGUUCUUUACCGGACAGGGACACGGACAGUGCCUCCACCUGCCCCCUGGUCCCCUCGUGGUCAGGGGGCAGUGGUGUGGGAGCUGCUCCCGGCUGGGAAACCCUGCUCAGGAGGUGCGAGCCCGUGCUGCUGGACUGCCUGCUGAGCCACCAGAGGCAGCUGGAGGUAAAAUCCUUAAGAUUAAAGCUUCAGAAACUUCAGGAAAAAGCAGUUGAGAAUGAUGAUUAUGAUAAGGCUGAGGCGUUAAGACACAGAUUGGAAGAGCUGGAGAAGGAGAAAGGCAGCCCGCACUUCCUGCUUCCUUCCAGGCAGCCGGCCCUCUGCAGCCUCCUGGGCCAGCUGGACGCACAGGCCCAAGCGGCCUUGUGCCACAGGGCCUCCUGGAUGGCCAGCAGUGACGAUACCCAAGCCCUGCUCCGAAUGGAGCCAAAGCGGUUCGAACCCCCUGCCCAGGAGGCCCUGCAUGUGUCCAUCACCAGACGAGACUGGCUUCUUCAAGAAAAGCAGCAGUUGCAGAAAGAAAUUGAAGCUCUCCAAGCAAGAAUGUCUGUGCUGGAAGCCAAAGAUGAGCAGCUGAGAAGGGAAAUAGAAGAUCAGGAGCGGCUGUGCCCAGGGCAGGGCUGCGACCUGGCCCCGCUGCUGGGCAGGUUGUCCAUGGGCGAGCUGCAGGAGGUCAGCAAGGCCUUGCACGACACCCUGGCCUUGGCCAGCCGGAUUCCCCUCCAUGCAGAACCACCUGAAACCGUAAGGAGCCUCCGGGAACGGGUAAAAUCCCUCAACUUCUCACUUAAGGAACUCACCGCUAAGGUGUGUAUGAGCGAGAGAAUCUGCAGCAGUCUCAGGAAGAGAGUAAAUGAUAUUGAAACCCAGCUACCGGCGCUGCUUGAAGCCAAGCUCCUAGCCAUAUCAGGAAACCAUUUCUGUACAGCCAGGGAGCUCACGGAGGAGAUGAGAUCAUUAACAACAGAGAGGGAAGGGCUGGAGGGACUCCUCGACAAACUGCUGGUGCUGAGCUCCAGGAAUGUCCAGAAGCUGGGAAGUGUGAAGGAAGAUUACAGCAGACUGAGAAAGGAGCUGGACCAGGGGGAGACUGCCUACGAAAUGAGUGUGCAGGAGAAUACUCUGAAGUACAUGGAAAUCCUCGAGGAAAAACUGCGUAGCUGCAAGUGUCCACUGCUUGGAAAAGUGUGGGAAGCAGACUUGGAGGCUUGUCGGCUGCUGAUCCAGAGCCUCCAGCUCCGGGAGGCCAGGAGCGCACUGUCCACAGAAGAUGGGAGGCAGCUAGAUGACUCCGAGGGACCUGCUGAUACACUGGCUCCUGCCGUCCCUGCCGGGCUCCGCUCUGCAGACGAGAGGAGGGCCCCUCUGGAGGCCUUCGAAGAGCGGAAGGCUCACCUGACCGCAUCUCUGCACUGUGCUGGCAGUGAGCAGAAGGAGGAAUCUUGCAUCCUUUCUGCAGAACUCGGAGAAAAAUGUGAAGCCAUAGACAAGAAGUUAUUGUACUUAGAAGAUCAGCUGCACACAGCAGUCCACAGUCAUGACGAAGAUCUCAUUCAGUCUCUCAAGAGGGAGCUCCAGAUGGUGAAGGAAACCUUGCAGGCCAUGAUCCUGCAGCUCCAGCCGGCGCAGGCGGGGGAAAGAGAGGCCCCAGCUUCCUGUGUGACAGCUGGUGUCCGGGAACCACAGGCCUGAGGCGGGACAGCAUGGGGGCUGGAGCGGGAGAGGCCACAUCAUCAAUAUAGAUGCACAGGAGGCCUCUCUCACUUCCCCUGCAUGACCCCUGGGCCCGAAUCCACCAUGGAGAUAGGACCUGGAGGGGGCCCGCAGAGAGGUGGCCCCGUUGGCUCUCCUGGGGCCAAGAUCGGGGAGGGGAACAAUCUAGAUCUGCUGAAUUUCCCUCCGACCAUCAGCCAGAGGCACCUUUCCCGUGUCCCUACUGGGAGCGUCCUGCGCAGGACACGAACGUCUUCUCAUCUCAGCCCCCAAUAGACAGAAGCUGGGGGUGAAUCCUGCUAGAAAAAUGUCUCUUUUCCUGUGCCAUCUUGCUUUCUGCUGCAAUUAAAACAUCUCCUGAUUUAAGAACCCGUUAAAAGGAAACUAAACCUAAGCCUCCCUCACCACACCUGUGAUACUUUCCUACAGGCACAUGAUAUAAGGGAGCUAAUUAACCCCAGAUUCUGGAAUUAACAGCUUUUCACCUUCUCCUGUGAUUCACUAAAAUCUCAGAAGAAUUACUAUGAAAAGUUCCAAAAGGUAUUUCUUUAAAGUAACAGCCUAUCAGUGAGGCACAGUCUUUGGGUUUUCCUAUUGUGGCAAUGCCCAUUUGUACCGAAAAGGGUGUUUCACCAGGACACAUGGAAAGUCACCCACAAUGACAGCAGGAAGGGGAGGAGGGGCAUGAAGGGAUCCGGUGACAUGUUUAAACUUCUGGGCCUCCCCUAUUUUCCUCUCAGACCUGUUUGGCUCAGUGCCAGACAGGGCAUGGUCCUGGAGCCCCGGGCGGUAGAGUGUUCUGCACGGAGUUAGUGCUUGCUCAGUGGGGCAGGCAUACCCAGUACAAUCGUACCUGCUCAGGAAGGCACACAGUCCUCUGUAAGGUAGUGACUACUCAGUAAUGUGGGGCAUUGAGGGCCCUUCCCUGCCGGGGCAGCUGUACAACAGGCUACGUUCUAUUAGGCAGCAUUCCCAAGGUGCUCUGAGCCAGGCGGCCUCUAAGAGAUGCUCCACAAAUGAACAGGUCUCCCUCGGUCAGAUAUGUUUGGGAAAUACGGCAUGCCAUGAUUUCUGGUUGGAGAGCCACAGUGCCCAUUAGCAUGUCAGACUGGAACAGAGCUCGGGAAAGAAACCCGCUUGAUUUUUUUUUUUUUUGUCUAACCCACAUUUUUAUGGAUCAUAGAUUUUAUUUAAGCCCUAUUCAUACUUCACCCAUCUAUGUCGUGCAGCGCCACAUUCUCUGGGGAAGUCAUGGUCCACAAAAAUACCGAUUUCUGUAACGUAUUAGGGCGUGACAGCGGCCAGACUCAAGCUUUUGCGCAGUGUUGAGCUUAGGGACUACUUGCCACAGUUUGGUAAGUCUAAUUGAUUUGUUGAGGGGUUUUUUUUGUUUCUGUUCUCAUUUAUACUUACAAGAAUAGGGACGGUGCUCCUUUCAUGAGGAUCCGUGGGCGCUGGACAGUUCUUGUCAUUUCCUGAAGUCACACUGUCAUUUCCGGAGGCCAGCUGGUGCUCUGCUAAGCCUCCCGUGCUGGGCAGCACUUCUGUCCUCAAAGAGAUGCCCUGCUGAAGCCAGCACCUGGCCAGGGUCCAGGUAACCAAGCAAAAGCACAAUAUGUGAAUUUGCUGAUUGUGCUUCAUCAAUUUUAUCUUGAGCAUUUCAAAAAAAUACGCUGUAUGUAUUUCAAUAAUAAGUAUAAUUAAUUCGCUCUAGGAAUUCUUGGGUUUUUAAAUGAUGGACUAAGGUAAUGAAUUAUUUAUAAUCAUGUCUAAAAGGUAAUAUGUACUAGUCAUAUGCCACUCGGAGUCUUGAAUUAAUUAAUUAAUUAAUUAAUCCUUGAAGUAAUUCCAGUGAGGCAAAACUGGGGACAAGUCAGGAUUGACCAUAUCCCCAAUAGCAAAUGUCUACUCUGACAUGCAUCCUAUUUGGAAGGCUCCCAGACACAAGACAUCUUAACAAACACUAAUCCGAGUGUUUUGUGUUACUCGGAUACCACCAUGAAUAUCUCUGUGACGUCAUGAUGUAUUUGAAAAUUCUGGAAGCUGAUAAGAGCUGUAAGUGUGCCCCAAAUGAGAGUCCUCUAGUACCUCCGGUGAGCAGUGUGUCUGUUUCUUUGUUGAGAUGCCUGGAUAAGUAUCGGGGCAGGUGACUGACGCUUUAACCACGUGCAGCAACUCCUCUGUAGUCUACGCUGGUGUCAGCGUCAGCCGGGAAGCCUGCUACAGGCCAGCGUGUUUCCUCUGGCCACACGACCUCCUUGGGACGAGUCCCUUCUUCGGCCACUGUGACCUUCAAAGACCUGGGACCUUGUGUCCCAAACCAUAAUAUAGUACAAUUUGGGUCAGGACUUGAAUUUAAAAUCAAGAAAACCACAAUGCAAAUGAAAGCUUUUAUGGAGAUAGUAGCUAGACCACAAACCGAAGUGCAGAUUGAAAAUGGUGACGUGGUGUCUGACUUCCUUGUGACGUGGUAUGACAGAACGUGUCACAGGCUAUGCUGCCCGCCAGACUGAGAUGCUGACAUUCAAGUGGCGCUGCCCAUCUGUCUUUGACCAGCCUGACUUAGGGCAUGAUCGCAUUUGGUAACAAGUCUAUUCCUUCCAACUUCCUGAAAUUUCAAGAUCAAAAUGAUGUUCCCCCAAAUCAUAGUAGUAUGUAACCCUGGAAACCUUUCUUCCUCUGUAGUAAGGCUCGGUUCCCCACUCCAGGAAUGUGGAAGGGCUCCACUGUGCGCACUGGGACUGUCCUAAGACCUUUAUAAUCGUUAUCUCAUUUAAUUCUUACGUCAGCCCUAUAGAUGUCUAUAGACAACAAAACAGAGCCUCAGAAGACCAGCGAGCUUUCCCCAAGGCACAGAGCUGAGGAUGUGUGGAGUGACAUAGGGGUCAGAGACAGGUGGAAUGCACUUAACUAAUGCUCUUCCUAUUAUGCCUUCAAGGGCUUUUUGAGGUUUCGAGCCAUGGAGCUCUUUUAUUCACUUCAGAGCACACGGUCACCUUGGGAAUGCUGCUGGGGCCCUCAGCUUCACCCACCCCCAGGUAAGCCCCGGAAGUCCAGCUCAGCUCCAACAGGCUUCAACAGACGUGCCCACCCCGCUGUCCUAACCACCCAGUCAGUCCCAGCCCACCACAAAAGCCAUACCAGGAACAGCCAUUUAUUGCUUGGCAAUGGGCAGAUUUUUCUUGGAAAUCUGAAAAGAAAUCAUUCAGGAAAAUAAAAAAAAAGAAAACCUUUCCGAAAGCAGUUGAGAAAAUAGCACUGUACCCUUUGGUUGAUGCCUCCUUGUAGAAGUGAUUCAGUACUUUUAUUUUUAAUACCCUCAUCUUAUCUAAUCUGUGAAUUUUAUCAUAUAAUUUAUUGCUUCAUAGAUUUUACUUUUGUUACAUGAAAUUAAAGCUGAUACCGAAACCCUGGUGCACCUUUAAUAUAUAUAUAUAUAUAUUUUUUUUUUUUUUUGGUCUUCUGGAGUGUGGAUGAUGGAAAAACUUAUCAGGUUUAUCCAUUUUAUCUUUUUGUUGCUGGAUGAUUGAUUGUACAGUUACAUCCCACAAAACCUUUCUAAUAAAGCAAUGCUUGAAAAUGGG
This is a messenger RNA of Suricata suricatta (meerkat), 6554 nucleotides long. It is a transcript of the gene DISC1, whose product is annotated as DISC1 scaffold protein. The transcript is spliced from 15 exons. Gene Ontology annotation, biological process: cilium assembly; neuron migration. The record is from RefSeq and is a predicted model, not a curated record. Gene Ontology annotation, cellular component: intermediate filament cytoskeleton; mitochondrion; microtubule. Bases 1 to 2949 code for a protein of 982 amino acids. NCBI's taxonomy places the organism in Eukaryota, Metazoa, Chordata, Mammalia, Carnivora, Herpestidae.